AUGGAAAAUGUAUCAUCUGUUAAAGUUUUAAGUCUAGCUGUAUUAAAUGAAACAUGGACAGUUCGUUACUUUUUAUGUUUUCUGACCUUCCUUGUUUAUGUUUUAAUCGUGUUUGUAAAUGUGAUAUUAAUUGUCACCAUUACAUUAGAGAAAGCCCUCCAUGAGCCUAUGUACAUCUUUCUGUGUAAUCUGUGUAUUAAUGCACUGUAUGGAACUGCAGGAUUCUACCCUAAAUUCCUGUAUGAUGUAUUCUCUGGCUCUCAUCUGAUCUCAUAUGACGGUUGCUUUGUGCAGAUAUUUGUGAUAUACUCAUCAGUAAAGUGUGAAUUUGUAACCCUGACUGUAAUGGCUUAUGAUCGCUAUGUGGCCAUAUGCAAACCAUUAAUGUAUCAUUCCGUUAUGACUGGUCAGAUGAUCUGUAAAUUAUUAACCUUAUGCUGGAUUUAUCCAUACAUCACAAUGUCCCUGAAUAUGUCACUGGCAAGAAGACUUACAUUAUGCAGAUCUCAUAUCGAUAAGCUUUACUGUGAAAACUGGUCAAUUGUGAAACUUUCUUGUGAAGCAACCAUUGUCAAUAAUAUAAGUGGGUUUAUUGUAAUAAUAACAUUUUUUGGACUUGCAUUUUACACCGUGCUUUCAUAUAUAAAAUUAAUUUCUGUUUGCGCAAAUAGUCGAGAAAAUAGAAAAAAGUUUAUGCAGACUUGUGUGCCACAUGUAUUUGCUGUAAUAAAUUUCACAGUUACUUUGUUGUUUGACACAAUGCAUAGUCGCUAUGGAUCAAGGAAUAUCUCAGACCAUCUGCACAAUUUUUUGGCGCUGCAAUUUCUCAUCAUCCCUCCUCUUUUCAACCCAAUUAUUUAUGGACUAAAAUUGACUGAGAUUCGCAAAAGGCUGCUGAUGCAGUUUCAGAGUAAAGUUAUGUUCUUGUGA
This is a messenger RNA of Conger conger (European conger), 930 nucleotides long. RefSeq names its product olfactory receptor 51E1-like. Gene Ontology annotation, cellular component: membrane. NCBI's taxonomy places the organism in Eukaryota, Metazoa, Chordata, Actinopteri, Anguilliformes, Congridae. Gene Ontology annotation, biological process: G protein-coupled receptor signaling pathway. Bases 1 to 930 code for a protein of 309 amino acids. The record is from RefSeq and is a predicted model, not a curated record. Gene Ontology annotation, molecular function: olfactory receptor activity; G protein-coupled receptor activity. The transcript has a single exon.